AUGUCAGAAGCUGAACGUACAAAAUUUUGCGUUGAUAAACCAUCAACACCACAAGUUGAAGAUGAACAAACACAACAAUCUCGUUCUGCCAUGUUCACAUUAUGGAAUUUAGUUGCUGAUUUGAUUGAAACGCAAGAUCAGAUACAAAAUCAACAGCAACAAAUUACAGAUUUCUAUGGUAAAACUGGUACAACCUUCCCUAGAUUAGCAUGCUUAAUGCAACUGUAUAUUAAUGCUACCGCAAUACUUGAACGUGUUAAAGAUUUUGUUGUAUUUGCUGAAGGUGAUAAUCAGGAUUUGAUCAUCAAUGAGGAUUUCGUGAGGAAUGUAGAUAUGAUAAUAAAAGAAGAUUAUUAUAAAAAUGACAAAAAAUAUUUACCAUGUACAGAAGCAUGGAGUUGGUAUGAACAUCACUUAAACAUAGCUACAAAAUUAUUUACAAUUGAUCAUGAUUUUCCAAGUAAAUCAAUGAUUGUAUCAUCAUCAAUUUCACCUAAACAGAAAACAUUAAAACAAUUAAUAAUGUUUUUGGAUUUCAAUAUUUUUCCAUUAUCAGCAAUAAGUGUUAAACAUCCCAUUACAGAAAAAACAGGUAUAGUUAAGAAUAGACCAGCGUUAGGUGAACGAGCACUUCAAGAACUAAUGAAUUAUCACUUACUCAAAUUUAAUUAUUUUUUAACUGAUACUCGUGGUCGAAAUGUAAAAUCUUAUAUGAAAGCACCAUUGCUACCAGGUGAUGACCCGACACGAGAUCAAUUUAUCAAAAACUUAGUGAAACAUGACAUAGAUGUUAGUGAAUAUUCUUCCAUUUAUGAAUCAUCUUCAAUUCCACCAAAUAAUAAUCUUUCAAAUUUAACAUCAGAAAUCUUUGAACAUACUGCAUAUUUUGUAAAUGAAUAUUCAAAAUAUCAAGUCCAACUAAAUAUUGUAAUUCGAAAACAUAUUGAAAAUUGUGUUAUUCGAGAAGUUGAACAAGGAAAUUUUAUUAUUCAAAAUGCAAAUGCAUUUACUCGUCAAUUUCAUCAAAUUGAAAGUUUAGCUUUAGGUGCUCAACCAAAUCAAGUAAACGGUGAAUGUCAAUCUCUGAAUAUAAUAAAUCAAGCAAAUAAAUCACCAAUACAAUCUAGACAUACAACAGCACCCAUAGUCAAUGUUUUUCAUGAUACAGUUGAAAAAAGUCAAGAAACACAACGUGAUAGCUCAAUAAAAACAUCGUGUAAUCGACGGGAUACUGAUAUAACAGUCAUCAAUAAACAUGAAAAAGUAACCGAACAAACAGUUAAAAAAGUCAUGCAAAAUAUAACGACUGGAAAAUCUGUGAUUUAUACCAAGACAGAUUUAAUCAUGAUAUGUAACAAACCACAUAUUCGACUAGAAGCAGUAAAACGUUUAGUUGAAGCUAAUCUGCUUCGAUAUGAAGAUAACUUUUGGGUCGAACCAACUCGUGCAAGAAAAGAAACAAAAAAAGAUUUUAAACGUAUAUUUCGUCCAGGAUGGUUAAACUAUGAAAAUUGCCCAUCUUCUAAUUCAACUGUAUCAAAAUUUGAUUUUCUACAAUCCCUACAAAAACACGUAAAUCUUACUUACGAUGAUUUUUUGAAAUCAUUUUAUCCUCAUCAAAAUGAGAAUAUUUUUACAAACAACAAUUGGACAUUAUUAGAUGAGCUCAUUGAAAUAUUUCAAUCAAAUAUAUUUUACAAAGAACACGUACGAUACAAUAUUCAACGAUUUCGACCAGGUGAUGUGAUGACUAAUAAGUUAGCUGUAGAAAAUCAAUUACACACAUCGUUGACACCAAUCUCACAUUUGAACAAUUCUCAAGAAACAACAACAAAUGAUAAUCCACAAGAGAUGUCACAAGAACAAAUAAUUGAUAAUAAUAGUGAAGAUGAGGAUAUGGUUUAUACUUGUCCAUUAUCUGCAAGUGGCAAAAGAAAAAUUGAAUCCAAUAUAAAUUUUCAAGAAUAUCCAAGACGCAUGCAACCAAGAAGAAUGAAGAAAAACUAA
Messenger RNA from Rotaria sp. Silwood2, 2007 nucleotides. NCBI's taxonomy places the organism in Eukaryota, Metazoa, Rotifera, Eurotatoria, Philodinida, Philodinidae. The record is from the annotation of a GenBank genome assembly.